UGGUAAUAAGACGAGCCUUACAUUCACAUUGUAAGUUACAAGAAAUAAAGUCACGUCCGUACACCUACUUGUGCUUGCAAUUUGGCUUUAAUGGGGUGUUGUAAGUAACACAUAACUUCACAGAACCAUCUCUUAGUUCCUCAAGUUCUGGCAUGUGCUAGGAAUUGCUUGUGGCCAAUUCCAAUCUCAGUGUGUUGCAACUUUGAUUGGAAUGUAGCAGCAGCCAUGGUUCUUUUUCCAUCUCUUCUCAAUGGAUUUGCAAGAAAGAAAAGUUGUCCAAACGAUGAUGACAAUGAUGAAAGGAAAGCCGUGAAAGCACUCGCGAAGGAAGCAAGGAAGAAUGGCUUGUUAUUGAGUUCAUCAGGAACUGUUAAGUCUUCCAAGGCCAACAACUUUGCCUCAGUUUUCACAAAGAAGGGCCAGAAAGGAGUCAAUCAAGAUCGCCUCAUUGUUUGGGAGGAAUUUGGUUGGCAAGAAGACAUGAUAUUGUGUGGAGUUUUUGAUGGACAUGGCCCUUGGGGACACUAUGUGUCCAAAAGUGUCAUGAAACUUGUCCCUGCCUCUUUGCUAUGCAAUUUGAAGGAAAAUCUUGCUGCAACAUCUCUUGACCUGAAUUACAAGAUGGAAGCAGAUAGGAGGAACCACCAUGAAUUUGACAUAUGGAAGCAGGCAUGCAUAAAGACUUGUGCUGCUGUUGAUCAUCAUCUAAAGCAGAAUACUGGGAUUGAUUCCUUUCAAAGUGGUACUACAGCUUUGACAGUUAUCAAACAGGGUGAAGAUCUGAUUAUAUCAAACUUGGGAGAUUCAAGGGCAGUAUUGGCAACAACUUUAGAUGGUGGCACACUAAGUGCCCUUCAGCUUACAACUGACAUGAAGCCAAAUUUACCAAAGGAGGCAGAGAGGAUAAUGGAAUCAAGAGGGAGGGUGUUUUGUCUAGAAGAUGAGCCAGGAGUGUAUAGGGUGUGGAUGCCAAAUGGUAAGACACCAGGACUUGCAAUAUCAAGAGCAUUGGGUGAUUAUUGUGUCAAGGAUUUUGGACUAAUCUCUGUGCCUGAAGUCACUCAAAGGAAGCUAAACUCUAGAGAUCAAUUUCUCAUCUUGGCUAGUGAUGGGGUAUGGGAUGUAAUUUCGAACCAAGAAGCAGUGAAGAUCGUUGGUUCAAGUGAAGAGAAAGGAAAAGCUGCCGAGAGAUUGGUGAAAUGCGCUAAGCAUGAAUGGAAGAGGAAGCGAAGAGGCAUUGCCAUUGAUGACAUCUCAGCUAUCUGCCUCUUCUUUCAGCCCCAUAAUAACUUUCUCACAUCACCAUCAUAUACUGUAUAGUCAUGUUAGCACACACUUUUAAUAAGAGUAUAUAUCCAUUUUGGUCCUCAAAGAAUUUCUGACUGGACACUUUAGUCCCUAACUAAAAUUAAUUACUCGAUUGGUCCUUAACAAUUAAUUCCGUCAGUCACUUAGGUCCUUUACUCCGUUAACUCUAACGGAGGACAAAAUAGUCCCUAACAAUUCUAACAGGGGACAAAAUGGUCCCUGACAAUUCUAACAAGAGACAAAAUAAUCCCUGACCCCUUUAUUCGAAAACGAUACUGUUCUUCUCCAAUUUUUAUCAUAUCUCGCAUAACCCUAAUAUUCAUACUCUCAUUCUUCACCUUCACAGUCUUCUUUUCCAUCUUUUCCUUCAUCCUCUUUAGCUCCAAGAUUAAGCCAUGGUAUAAUUGUCACACGUGUCGCACCUAUCUCAACAUGUCAUGGACCACACACAUCCUAAAUCCUUGUGACUGGUACAUCCACCUCCUCUGCAGUUCACCCACCAAAAGCAUCUAUUUCCACGUCUUCGAUAACAUCACCUCCAACCCCGACAUGUCCACGACAUCCUCAAGACCAUGUUCCACAACUACUCCAAGGGCACGCCUUUCUCCACUCUCCGGCAAGCAAUUUAAAUUAUUGGAUAUUAGGACAUCAUGAGAAGAUUCUCCUUCGACAUCAUAUGCAAAUACUCAUUUAAGUGCUUCAUUCCUUCUUUUCCAGAGUCCAAGUUGGCAGACAGUUUCAACCUCGCAUCCAAGCUAUCAGUACAACGAGCAAUGUCGCCGUUGCCCUCAUAUGAAAACUGAAGCGAUUACUGAACAUUGGUUUGGAGAAGAAACUGAAAGAAGCGAUUGGAGUGGUGGACAAUGUGGUCAUGGAGAUGAUAGGGCAGAGGAGGAGGGAGAUGAUAACGACGACGACGGGUCUUAACAAAUCAGACUUGCUGUCUAGAUUCAUGGGAUCCGUCGAAAACGAUAACUAGUUGAGAGACAUAGCAUUAGUUUCCGAGUAUGAAUUGGUUGAGAAUAAGUUGAAGAUUUUUUUCUUGUAAACAUUAAAUUUAUAGAGUGUGCAUAGUGUGGUUUGAAGUUACAGUAUUAGAAUGCUAAUGUUAUGCAAGAUAUGAUAAAAAUUGGGAGAGAACAGUGUCAUUUCCGAAUAGAGGAGAUCAGGGACCAUUUUGUCCCCUGUUAGAGUUGUCAGGGACUAUUUUGUCCCCCGUUAGAGUUAACGGAAUAAAGGACCUAAGUGACUGACGGAAUUAAUUGUUAAGGACCAAUCGAGUAAUUAAUUUUAGUUGAGGACUAAAGUGUCCAGUCUAAAAUUCUUUGAGAACCAAAAUGGGUAUAUACUUCUUUUAAUAAUAAGUCUAUCAAUUUUGAACUGUGUUCUUCUAUGUAUCAUGCUGUCAUAGUGUAAUAUGAAGCUAUUUGUCUCCAAUAAAA
Arachis stenosperma is the source of this 2750-nucleotide messenger RNA. Its product is annotated as probable protein phosphatase 2C 34. Gene Ontology annotation, biological process: protein dephosphorylation. The record is from RefSeq and is a predicted model, not a curated record. Gene Ontology annotation, molecular function: protein serine/threonine phosphatase activity. Lineage: Eukaryota; Viridiplantae; Streptophyta; Magnoliopsida; Fabales; Fabaceae. The transcript has 6 exons. The coding region runs from base 226 to 1320 and encodes 364 amino acids.